AUGUAUUUAAAACUCGAAUCUCUUCUUUUCCAGAUAUCGUCUUUAGUAGAUCAUGGCAGUGGCGGCUCGUUACGACCAAAUGCAGUGGCGCGCGUCGGUCAAUCGGUCAAUUUGGCCGUUGAACGGUUCGUUACGGUUGGCGAGACCAUUGCGGACGAUUAUCAAGAAACACGACAGGGCAUGUACGAAGCUUGUAAAGAAGCGCGUCAAGCUGAAGCUGAAGAAAUGGAAAAACGCAGCAAUAUUAAAAUUGCUGAACUCCAGAAAUUUAUAGAGGAACUUCAAGGUAAGCUUCUGGAGGGAAAACAUAUUGAGCAACAGCUUCAAGUGGAUCUAGCUGGACAAGACAGAGCUGCAUGCCAGCCAACGAUUGACAAAGGAUAUGACGACCAAAAUCAACAACCUGGAAAUGCUUAA
Molecule: messenger RNA, 417 nt
Organism: Ceutorhynchus assimilis (cabbage seed weevil)
Lineage: Eukaryota; Metazoa; Arthropoda; Insecta; Coleoptera; Curculionidae
Source: the annotation of a GenBank genome assembly